Molecule: messenger RNA, 1744 nt
Organism: Fragaria vesca subsp. vesca
Lineage: Eukaryota; Viridiplantae; Streptophyta; Magnoliopsida; Rosales; Rosaceae
Product: glucomannan 4-beta-mannosyltransferase 9-like
Exons: 9
Coding region: 81-1682 (533 amino acids)
Cellular component (GO): Golgi apparatus
Molecular function (GO): mannan synthase activity
Source: RefSeq, a predicted model, not a curated record
CCUGCAUUGUUUUGCUUCUCAAAACAAGCAAAAGAUUUACAUUUUUUACAUAGCUUCAUAUUCUCACCCAAAGUUCAGAAAUGGAGCGGCUUUCGUCGGCAGCGAUUAUUCCAGACUCGUUUAUAGGCGCAAGAGAUGAUAUUUUCAUGCAAUUUGGGUUGGUAUGGAACAUGAUCAAGGAGCCGUUGAUCAUUCCUCUGCUGAGAAUGGCAGUGGCUAUGUGCUUGGUCAUGUCGGUUAUGAUCUUCGCCGAGAGGCUUUACAUGGGCGUCGUCAUUAUUCUGGUACAUGUUUUCGGGCGAAAACCGGAGAAGCGAUACAAAUGGGAGCCCAUCAAAGAUGAUGUUGAGUUGGGAAGCUCGAAUUAUCCCAUGGUUCUGGUCCAAAUCCCCAUGUUCAAUGAAAGAGAGGUUUAUCAACUCUCAAUCGGAGCUUGUUGUUCGCUAACAUGGCCUUCUGAUAGACUCAUCAUUCAAGUCCUUGAUGAUUCAACAGACCCAACUUGCAAGGCCAUGGUAGAGCGAGAGUGCCAAAGAUGGGCAGGCAAAGGCAUAAACAUCAAGUACGAAAUCAGAGACAACAGAACAGGGUACAAAUCAGGGGCUCUCAAAGAAGGCCUGAAGCGCAGCUACGCCAAAAACUGCGAUUACGUCGCCAUUUUCGACGCCGACUUUCAACCGGAGCCGGAUUUCCUCUCUCGCAGCAUUCCCUUCUUCGUCCACAAUCCCAAUGUCGCUCUUGUUCAGGCUCGCUGGAGAUUCGUGAACAAUAAUGAGUGCUUGAUGACAAGAUUUCAAGAAAUGUCACUGGACUAUCAUUUCAAAAUUGAACAAGAAGUGGGCUCUUCCACACAUGCAUUCUUUGGGUUCAAUGGGACUGCUGGUGUGUGGAGAAUUGCUGCAAUCAAUGAGGCUGGAGGAUGGAAGGAUCGGACCACGGUGGAAGAUAUGGAUCUAGCUGUUCGAGCAAGCCUCAAAGGGUGGAAAUUUGUAUAUCUUGGUACUCUGCAGGUGAAGAGUGAAUUGCCAAGUACUUUCAAGGCCUUCCGCCACCAGCAACAUAGGUGGUCUUGUGGUCCGGCUAAUCUAUUCAAGAAAAUGGUGAUGGAAAUUAUAACAAACAAGAAAGUAUCAGUAUGGCAGAAAGUUCAUGUGAUCUACAGCUUCUUCUUCGUUAGGAAGAUCAUUGCACACAUCUUUGCAUUUUUCUUCUAUUGCAUUGUCUUGCCAGCAACUAUUUUGGUGCCUGAAGUUACCGUACCAAAGUGGGGAGGAGUUUACAUCCCUACCAUCAUUACCCUUCUUAAUUCAGUUGGCACUCCAAGAUCAAUCCACUUGGUGGUCUUCUGGAUCCUAUUCGAGAACGUCAUGUCCCUACACCGUACAAAAGCUACGAUCAUUGGUAUACUAGAGUUUAGUCGAGUGAAUGAAUGGAUCGUCACUGAAAAACUUGGAGAUUUUCUUAAGAAUAAAGUAGGAGCAAAAGCACCCAAAAAAUUUCGAUUGAAUAUUGGAGAUAGGCUUCAUUUCUUAGAGCUUGCUGUGGGAUGUUAUCUCUUCUUCUGUGCCUGUUAUGAUUUCGUCUUUGGCAAAGACAACUACUUCAUCUUCUUUUAUACCCAAUCCCUUGCCUUCUUUAUCAUGGGAUUUGGGUAUGUUGGGACAAUUGUUCCAACCUCUUAGUGGGACAGCCAAAGUGACUAAGGUCCUCUUCUUCAGCUAGGCAAUGUCAGCAUCAUUCAUUU